AUGACGAAGAACAGCCCCCCCAUCAGCGGGCUGAAGGGAUUGGCCUUAGCCGACACACAAGGUUGUCUGCUGCUGGCCAGGGGUUCCUGGGCAAAAGGAUCUCCUUGCUGCUCCCUCCUCCUCUGCACCUCCUACUCCUGCCUCCUCCAUCCAGGAAGGACAGCACAGAGGUCAGCCUGGACGAGCCGGCAUAGGUAUCGAUGCCCCCCUUUCACAGACCACGAGACGGGGAUCCGGUACCUGCUUGAUAAUGGGCGUAUCCUGCCCUGUGAAGAGAUUUCCGAAGUGCCGGCAGGACCUGCCGCAGUUUCACCAGAACCACCGGAUCCGCAAUAAGGUUCUGCAUAACUGCUGCCUCAUCAGAGGAAUCAAGUCAUGUGUGAGGUCACAUCGCAAAGACAGCAUUGACGAUGAACAGGAGCAGUACACGAUCCGCCAUCGUCCCGAGGCUCUGGAGCAGUUAGAGGCCCAGACCCAGUUCACAAAGAAGGAGCUUCAGAUUCUCUACAGAGGCUUCAAGAAUGAAUGUCCAAGCGGGGUGGUUAAUGAGGAAACCUUCAAAGGGAUCUACUCACAGUUCUUCCCACAAGGAGACGCGUCGCGGUACGCACACUUCCUAUUCAACGCAUUCGACACAGAUCACAACGGGUCUGUGAAUUUUGAGGACUUUGCGUUGGGUCUCUCCACCCUGCUGCGGGGCUCGGUGCAGGAGAAGCUAAACUGGGCAUUCAAUUUAUACGACAUUAAUAAGGACGGAUACAUAACUAAAGACGAGAUGCUGGACAUCAUGAGGGCUAUUUACAGCAUGAUGGGCAGGUGCACCUACCCAGUGCUGAAGGACGACGCGCCCAGACAGCACGUGGAGAUAUUCUUCCAAAUGUUCUUCUUCCAAACAGAAAAUGGACAAGAACAAAGAUGGAGUGGUGACCAUAGAUGAAUUCAUUGACUGCUGCCAAAACGAUGAAAAUAUAAUGAGGUCGAUGCAGCUGUUUGAGAAUGUCAUUUGACGGUGGUCCGGACCAGUCCCGUCCACCUGCUGGUUCUCCAACUAGUUCUUCACAGGACUGUCCACUUAACGCCGCUUCAAUGUAUCUUCAGUGUAUAUGUGUAUACAUGACAUGGCUCAUUCGGCCGCAUUCUCAUCUUCACUGAGACGGUGCCGUAAUGCUGUGUAGACAGAUCAUAGGAUGCUUACACGUCAUCGACCGACGACGAGCCAAUGAACGGACUGCGUUGCGUUCAGCCGCUUUACGGUACAGAUCUCUUCAUGUUUUUCUUUACGUUUGCAUUCGUUCUCUCCUUCACCUCUGCCCUGUUUGUAGCGUUACGCCUCGUUAGGGACUGUAAUUUAGAUGUUUUACUCCUCUGUUGCAAAAUGAGCCAGAUGAGUGUGGUUGAUUACCGGGGCGAGCGGAGCUGCAAAGUGAUUUGGCUCAUUGGUAAAUCUGGGUAAACUGCCGCGAACCUAAAAGGGGACCAAACCGGAUGCCCGUCUGCGCCCAUCUGGAUCUGACCCCAAGCACAUCCCCACUGGCUUUGAUGAGGCAUUGAACGGCCUAAAAAAAUCAGAAAGGGUUUGUCUGUGUACAUAAUAAAGUCGGAGAGCAUCCUCUUCAGUGUUAAAUGCACAUGGAGAGAAGUUUGAGCAGCGAAACAGGCCACUUCCACGCUUUGAUUUAGAUCAAACAGUAAAUUUAUGGGCCGUGCCCUUGUUGAAAACUGUUAGAGUAUUGACAAGCACACAAUAUGCUAUAAGACUAACACUAAAACAAAAAGGCAUUACGGGAUCUGUGACUUGGAAAAAGGUCGCCAUGAUAAAUGGUAGUUAACUUGAAAAAUCAUUGUUACCAUGUAAAGUUAGAGAAUAAAAUGUGUUAAUUAAUACUGAAGCACACGGUUAGGUAUAGUUUAUAGAAAUAUGAAGGUAUAGGGAAAUAUCAUUCUGUGCCGUACUGUACUUUCUGAUUUGCAUAAAUGUGUCACUUGAAUUCAUCUGUAUAUUUUAUUUUUAUUACUACUGUAAAUGUCGUUUGUUUUUUUUUCUAUGCACAAUACAAUACUAGACAAUAA
Molecule: messenger RNA, 2070 nt
Organism: Paramormyrops kingsleyae
Lineage: Eukaryota; Metazoa; Chordata; Actinopteri; Osteoglossiformes; Mormyridae
Source: RefSeq, a predicted model, not a curated record